Andrographis paniculata is the source of this 1687-nucleotide messenger RNA. RefSeq names its product structure-specific endonuclease subunit slx1. Bases 86 to 625 code for a protein of 179 amino acids. Gene Ontology annotation, biological process: double-strand break repair via homologous recombination. Gene Ontology annotation, molecular function: crossover junction DNA endonuclease activity; 5'-flap endonuclease activity. Gene Ontology annotation, cellular component: Slx1-Slx4 complex. The record is from RefSeq and is a predicted model, not a curated record. The transcript is spliced from 4 exons. Lineage: Eukaryota; Viridiplantae; Streptophyta; Magnoliopsida; Lamiales; Acanthaceae.
UAAAAAGAAAAUUUCUGGCACGGUCGAAACGCCGGAGAGCCUGCGAAGCGUGAAUUGCCGACGGGAAGCUUCAACCAAUUGUGACAUGGAGAAGGCAUUAUCAAAAACCUUCAGGUCGCUCAAACCCCAUUCACAUUGCAAUCCCAAUUCACUCAAAAAUUCAUCGACAAAACCCCGAGAAAAUUUGCCUCCAAACAAGCCUUCGUCAUCCGAAUCGCCUCCAGCUUCAAGAGCAUCGUCCUCGAAUCCCUGGGUUGUAUAUCUAAUCCUCUCCACCAAUCACCCAGUCAGAACCUAUGUUGGCGUUACCAAUAAUUUCUCUCGCCGAUUAAAACAACACAAUGGUGAAGUGAAAGGCGGUGCAAAAUCAUCCCGAGCAGGAAGGCCCUGGAUUUGUGCUUGUCUUAUUGAGGGAUUCGAUGAUAAGAGCCAUGCUUACUCAUUUGAAGCAAAAUGGAAGAUCUCUUCUAGAAAAUUAUCGCAAAAAAGAAGCGGCACGAAUCAGGAGCAAACAGAAAAUCCACCUCUCUUGCUAUUACGGCGCAGAUAUGCUUCUCUAAACAAAGUCAAGUGCUCGAAUGAUUGUAACCAUUUGGAAGUCAACUGGUGUGUGGAUCCUCUAUGAUCAAUCAACUGUAAUUUGCCCGCUGGCGAUUGUUGUCUCGGAAAUGUUUGGAACAGGAGAGCUUGGAAAAUUCAGCAACUCUCUACCAAUUUUUUGUGAUCAACUUCUGUAUUUGCUGUUGUGAUUGUAAUUAUUGAGCAAUGUGGCUUCAAUCCUCCAUAUGAUCAGCAUUUUUUGUUCCGAAGGCAUCCAAGAACAUCGAAGAUUGUGUGGUGCUGAAACAAUAAAGACUCGGGAGGUGAAAUACUCUUUCGUCUUGUUGUUUAUUAAUUUUUAUAAAAAAAUCACGAUAAUUCGGUAGUAAAGAAACUAGAUCUCCGAUAAAGGUUUUAAAAAAAAAAAAAAAAAUCAGGUAUCAAUUUUUGUUGUCUUCUAUUCAUCGUAUUAUCCAUAUGCAUCGUAUGGUAUGAUUAACAUUUGAUUGGUUUAUUGGGAUCUCAUACAUCUCCCUGAGUAAUAUUCUAUUAUUAGAGGAAUUCAUUGGAAACUUUUAUCAGUAAAAAUCAAUUAAUCAAGAUUUUAUUUUGUUUAAUCUUAAACUUCACUGGACUGACUUAUAAUUGAAGAUAAAAGCUGCCAAAUCAUUUAAAUUAUGUUUUAAGAAUUGUAUAAUGACUCAGUUGAAUAUCUAAGUGACAUUUGCUAUUUCUUUAACUCAAAGAUAACUAACAAAAAUGCAGUGAUUUUUCACGAAUUAAACGACCAAUAGAAGAACAAGCAAAAUGUAUAUAAUUGACUCUAAAAGCAGAUAAUAUCCACACAAAAAAAUAGAAAAAUCAAAAUAAAAAUAAAAAAAUAAAAAUGUAUAUAUAUUGAUAUUAAUAUUUAUUGUAGCAUAUGAUAACUUGACGCGCAGGGAAUCUCCAUUGGGCCCAAAAUUGAAAGAUAAGUAAGUUAUUGUCUCAUCCUAUUAUUCAUUGCAUGUGACAAUUUUUGACUUAUUAUAUUUUGGUCUCAUUAUUUUCACUAAUUCGGUCUCAGUCCAUCUUUUGUUUUUCCGCAGGCACCAAUGCCAAUUGCCAAGUAUGUGAAGCAAAUUACAGUUACAUAUAUUGUGGAGUA